Messenger RNA from Auanema sp. JU1783, 852 nucleotides. Lineage: Eukaryota; Metazoa; Nematoda; Chromadorea; Rhabditida; Rhabditidae. The record is from the annotation of a GenBank genome assembly.
AUGCGACUGAACAGUAAAUUCUUCGAUGAUUACCAGUUCUGUUAUAAAGGAUUACAUACAUAUAAUAAACCAGAUUUUUGCGAAGAAAGAGUUGAUGGAGCCAUUAUGUGUUUGUGUCGAACUGAUUACUGUAACACUAUUGAUCUACCAGAUAGAUCAAUUCCAACAACUAUACAGUUAGUCACUUGUAGUUAUUAUGGAUUGAGUAUGAAUUCUAUCAAUGUCGCUGCAAUGGAUACUUGCUAUUUCGAAGAGUCAUUGUCAUUUGGUGAAAAGAUUCAAAGGACAGGGGACAAUUACGGAGUAUUUUCGUUAGGAUUGACCAACAAUGAAUUAUCUCUUCCUCGAACUCCAUACCCAAACUCUUGUUUGAACUUUACUAGUGACAAUGAAAACUACUCGUAUAGCUGUAGUUGUAGAUGGAGUUUAUGUAACGAGAAACAACCAUACACAGUAGAACGAGGAAAAGUUAAAUGUUAUCAUUCUAAAAGUAAUUUUUCGAAAAAUGUGUAUUGUACUGGUCAAUACUGUGUACAUACUCCACCUUAUGGAAUUACUCCUGCUCAGUAUGGCUGCAUAAGUGCAUAUGAAGAGGGGCCAUACAAACUUGAACUCGGUUUAAUACAAGCUUGGGAACAUCAACUAUACUUGUGUAACUCUGAUUUUUGUAAUGACAAUGUUAACAAUAUCCUGGCAUCAGUGAACGCAUUCAAGAGUUCAUCCGCAUACGAGGCUUACCGGCUAUCUCUUCAACAAACUCCAACCAUUCGAGCCCCAGAAAGUCGAGCAGCCCACCUUCCUUUCGCCAUCAUAUAUUUAGUUAUGUGUUUACAUAUGGUUUAUGGAAACUAA